UACAAUUUGCUGAUUUCUCUCUGAUAGAGAAUUUGGCACAAUAUCUCUUCAAUCUCGUCACUAAGUUAUUUCUUUUAAAUCGUGAUGGUACGUGUUACUCUUUUAGUGACCGUUCUGGCGGCUCUGUAUUACACGAGCCAGGCUUAUAACCUGGCUCAUAUCCCGGCUCAAGUUGGAAAUACGGGAUUUGAAUUGCGCAAGGAAAUCUCUGAUCAGAUACAACCAAUACUUGACCUUAUUCCUAAGGAAGUGCAAGACAAAAUUGAUUUUAAGAACAAAUUACCUUUUGAAAUUUUUGAACAACUUGUCAAUGAGGCCGAGAAAGGGAAAACGACUGCCAUAAACAUAUUCGAGAAAGCUAAAGAAAAUGCCAAGAAACUGUUCCAAGAGGGACAGAAUGUAAACCAAGUUUUCGAAAAGCUCAAGAAUGUGGAAGAAGAAAUCGUGACAAAUUAUCAGUAUGCACUGAAUAAUAAAAUUCAAAACAUUAACGAUACUCUCAUCGGGAAGUUAAUUAAGGAGGAAUUGAAGCCGAAACUGCAGGAGAAACUCGAUUCAUUUCAAGGAAAGGUAAAAGAGAAUACGGAGGUAUUAAGAAAGAAGCAAAGUGACGGUGAAUCUUAUGGCAUCGGAAUCGGAAAUAUCCUAAAGGAAGGCAAAAGUAUUGUGAACGGUGUUCAAGACAAACUGACAGGAAGCUCGAAGAAGAUUAUGGAUGAUGCCAAUGAGAUCAUCGAGAAAUUUAAAGAAAAUCUGGACGAAAUCCUGAAGAAGAGUGAUAAAGUGAAAGAGUUGAAAAACAUUCUCGAUAAAUCCUUUGACGAAUUAAAAGAAGCAAUAAAGAACGAUGAGGCCGGUAAGGUAAAGAGAUCGGUCAGCGAUGUUAUAAGGGAUAAACAACAGGCAGGAGGACUCUUGGACAUGACCAACAACCUCUGGAAGGAAAUAAAAAACGGAGCGAAGAAUAUCGGAGACAAUAGAAUAGAUUCUAUUAAGAAUGCCUUAGAUAACAUAAAAAAGUUGCUGGAUGACGAAUUGGCAGCAGAAAAGGAGACGAAAGGAGAUGUUAAAGAAAAUACUGAAGAAGCAAUAAAGAAUGUCAAAGAUGAGACCGGUAAGGUAAAGAGAUCGGUCAGCGAUAUUAUAAGAAAUAAACAACAGGCAGGAGGACUCUUGGACAUGACCAACAACCUCUGGAAGGAAAUAAAAAACGGAGCGAAGAAUAUCGGAGACAAUAGAAUAGAUUCUAUUAAGAAUGCCUUAGAUAACAUAAAAAAGUUGCUGGAUGACGAAUUGGCAGCAGAAAAGGAGACGAAAGAAGAUGUUAAAGAAAAUACUGAAGAAGCAAUAAAGAAUGUCAAAGAUGAGACCGGUAAGGUAAAGAGAUCGGUCAGCGAUAUUAUAAGAAAUAAACAACAGGCAGGAGGACUCUUGGACAUGACCAACAACCUCUGGAAGGAAAUAAAAAACGGAGCGAAGAAUAUCGGAGACAAUAGAAUAGAUUCUAUUAAGAAUGCCUUAGAUAACAUAAAAAAGUUGCUGGAUGACGAAUUGGCAGCAGAAAAGGAGACGAAAGAAGAUGUUAAAGAAAAUACUGAAGAAGCAAUAAAGAAUGUCAAAGAUGAGACCGGUAAGGUAAAGAGAUCGGUCAGCGAUGUUAUAAGGGAUAAACAACAGGCAGGAGGACUCUUGGACAUGACCAACAACCUCUGGAAGGAAAUAAAAAACGGAGCGAAGAAUAUCGGAGACAAUAGAAUAGAUUCUAUUAAGAAUGCCUUAGAUAACAUAAAAAAGUUGCUGGAUGACGAAUUGGCAGCAGAAAAGGAGACGAAAGGAGAUGUUAAAGAAAAUACUGAAGAAGCAAUAAAGAAUGUCAAAGAUGAGACCGGUAAGGUAAAGAGAUCGGUCAGCGAUAUUAUAAGAAAUAAACAACAGGCAGGAGGACUCUUGGACAUGACCAACAACCUCUGGAAGGAAAUAAAAAACGGAGCGAAGAAUAUCGGAGACAAUAGAAUAGAUUCUAUUAAGAAUGCCUUAGAUAACAUAAAAAAGUUGCUGGAUGACGAAUUGGCAGCAGAAAAGGAGACGAAAGAAGAUGUUAAAGAAAAUACUGAAGAAGCAAUAAAGAAUGUCAAAGAUGAGACCGGUAAGGUAAAGAGAUCGGUCAGCGAUAUUAUAAGAAAUAAACAACAGGCAGGAGGACUCUUGGACAUGACCAACAACCUCUGGAAGGAAAUAAAAAACGGAGCGAAGAAUAUCGGAGACAAUAGAAUAGAUUCUAUUAAGAAUGCCUUAGAUAACAUAAAAAAGUUGCUGGAUGACGAAUUGGCAGCAGAAAAGGAGACGAAAGAAGAUGUUAAAGAAAAUACUGAAGAAGAUACUGAAAAAGAUACUGAAGAAGAUACUGCAGACGAUACUGAAAAUUAA
Messenger RNA from Trachymyrmex septentrionalis, 2427 nucleotides. Its product is annotated as myosin-J heavy chain-like. The record is from RefSeq and is a predicted model, not a curated record. The coding region runs from base 85 to 2427 and encodes 780 amino acids. NCBI's taxonomy places the organism in Eukaryota, Metazoa, Arthropoda, Insecta, Hymenoptera, Formicidae. The transcript has 2 exons.